AUGGCUACGGUGAAAGAGAAGGCGGCAGCUUUGAAUCUCUGCGCGGUGUAUAGCCCCGCCAACAGACCCCCAGGCUUCAGCUUGGCACAGAGACCAUUUGGAGCCACUUACAUUUGGAGCAGCAUUAUCCACGCGCUUCAGACCCAAGUUGAAGUGAAAAAACGACGUCAGAAUCUGAAAUGUUAUAAUGACUGUUUUAUUGGCUCCAAUGCAGUGGAUGUUGUCUACGCCCAUCUUCUCCAAAACAAAUAUUUUGGUGACACAGAUAUUAAUCGGAGUAAAGUUAUACGAGUAUGCCAGGCAUUGAUGGACUACAAGGUGUUUGGGGCUAUUUCCACCAAAGUCUUUGGAAAAGACAAACGAUCUGUGUUUGAGGAUAGCAGCUGCAGCCUCUACAGAUUCUCAAAUACAAGGAAUCAAGUGGAGAACCUCUGCGGAAAACCGCAUGGCCAUUCUGUGCAACAAAGGUCUGGACAGGAAAAAAGAUUAUUACUUGGUACAUCAUCAGUGAGAUCAGAAAGUUUGGAGGAUCUCUUAGAAAACCUGAGCCUAAAACCUGUUAAUCCUCCCCAAGUAAACCCAUCCUCACAUUUGUCUCGUCAAGUCAUUAAUGAAGUCUGGGAAGAGCAAACUAUUGCCCGUCUCCUGCAGUUAAUAGAUCUUCCAUUGCUUGAUCCUUUACUUAAAUACCACAAGAUUGGAUCCCAAUAUCCACAAACAAAGCAGGAACCUGAAUGUAGUAUCACAAACAACUAUCUUGACCGAGAAAUUCUGAAAGCUUUUGGUGAUGCUCAGGCAGAUGAAUGGCUGUCAGCAGCAAUUGACUGUUUGGAGUACCUCCCAGAUGCGAUGGUGGUUGAAGUAAGCCGCAGUUUACCUGAUCGGCCUGACAAAGUGCAUGUGGGGAAACUGUUGUUGUUUGAUACUGUUGGGAAGUACUACAGCCAAAAAAAGGAACCAUUGCUGAACCAUGUGCCUGAAAUCCACCUGGGAAUUGCUGAGUUGCUAGUUAAUGGAAAAACUGAUCAGGCUUUGGAAGCCAUUCAGCUCUAUUUAAAAUUAUUGGAUAGCCCUGCAAGAGAGGAAUUCAGGAAACUGCUUUACUUCAUGGCCGUGAUAGCUCAGAAUUCUGAACUUAAGCUACAAAGUGAGAGUGAAAACAGGAUGGUUGUGAAAAGAAUGUUCUCCAAAGCCAUAAUCAACAAUAAAACAUUAUCUAAAGGAAAAACAGAUCUUUUGAUUUUAUUUCUGGUGGACUAUCAGAAAGACGUUUUAAAGAUUUCAGGGACGCUACAUAAAAUGGUCAGUGAAAAGCUUCUGGCUAUACAGAGAGGUACAGAUUCCAGUCUGAAUAUUGGAUAUACCUUUUGCAAAAGGCUUGAUGAAUGUGAGUAUCAUUCCAGUGCCAAAAAAACUACAAAAAUGGAAUUGGUGUCUUUACUAAAAACUAUUGAUGAAGACUCCAGUCUCUCUGCCAAGGAACGCAAGAAGUUGCUAGAUCAGUUCUAUACUAGUAAUCCAACUAUCUUUUUGCAGUAUUUUGGUGAGAGAGAUGUUCCUGUGUAUAAGGGUAGACUUGACUUCUAAAAAUCUGUACUGUGUAUCUUUACAAAAUUGUUUUAUAUUGUAAUUAAAAGUGUUAUGUA
Notechis scutatus (mainland tiger snake) is the source of this 1646-nucleotide messenger RNA. RefSeq names its product DEP domain containing 7 (gene DEPDC7). Gene Ontology annotation, biological process: intracellular signal transduction. The record is from RefSeq and is a predicted model, not a curated record. NCBI's taxonomy places the organism in Eukaryota, Metazoa, Chordata, Lepidosauria, Squamata, Elapidae.